CAAAUUUUAAAUAUAUUACAUAUAUAUUAUUAAAUGUAAUUUAAAAUAAACAAAAUUAUUGUUUUUGCUUAUUUUAUGCUUAAAUAAUCAACUUUAUAUUAAAUAUUAGUCAAAAAUAAUAAAAUAUAUAAUAUUAAUAAAUUUCAUUUUAAAUAUAAUUUAAAUUUUAAAAAAUUUAUCACUGCACAUGGUGCAGGAAAAGACCUAGUUAUAGUAAAAUAAGACUGCUACACAGGUCAAAUAAUCUUUCUGAUAUUAGAAAGGAAAAAAAACUAAUAUGAAACAAGGAUACCUAGCAUAAUUUUCCCAUUAUGCAUCUCUCAACCAUGUUCCCUAAAGACGAUUUCAACACUUACAUCAUAUCUCGACAAUAUUUCCAACUUAGAUCACUCAACAGCAUGUUCAGCCAAAUUAUCCCUCAAACAAAAGAUUAGAUGAUAUAUAUAAAAAAUACAAGGCAAAACGAUAUAUAUACAAAAACCUAAAACAGUUACCAUGGAAAAGACAAAGACAAUAAACAGACCCAAACAAAAACAUCAAAACACAUCGAAAGUUGUCUGUUACGUUAAACCAAAAAAAAAAAGUUGUCUGUUACGUACUUAGAUCUCUGUCUUAAAACCAGACUCCAAAAAUAGACAAAACAAAAUAUAGGGCAGGCUCUCUGAUUUCGAACACAACAAUCAUGUAAGAAAUCUUUUAAGAGACUGCUCAAGCAAAUUGCAAUUUUAAAUAUAGGCCGGGUGAAAUUGGGAACUAGCAUAAGGUUAAACCGCAAGAACCCCUUUGGAUCGGCCGUAUAAACAAACAUUCUCAUAACAAAACGAAAACGAUAAAAGGGUUUAUCAAAAACGAAUGUACGAUAUUUUCUUCAGAUUUGCAACAACGAAAAUUAUUUGCAAUGAGAUGUAAAGAAUAGACAGUUGGGUUUGGAUUUAUGCCCGCAACGGAACAAGAACAGCAUGUAAUAGCUGCUUUGAUCUCUCAUAGGCACUUCGUUUAAACCCUUAAAAGCGGCGAUGUGUACUUAUAAGCGCGAGAUGACGUAGACCGUAGGUACAAAUUGUCUAUUUUACCCCUGUUUACUUCUCAGCGGAGGUUGACCUAUUUACUGUCCGAAAACUUUGUAAUCUCUGAAGCAGCCAUGAGUUUCUGAAACCUCUCAAACGGUACCUAUAUUUUGAAAGCUACAUUUAGUCCCCUCAUAUACUUGUUACAAGCUUUAAACUACAAUUAUAAAUUUUUUAUUUUAAACUACGUCUAACUCAUUGAAAUCUAAUACAAAUUUUAAAUAUAACAGUUAAUGAUUUCAACAAAAAUUUAAGGGCUUCUUUCAAAAAUAUUCAAAAUUUCAAGUCAAACACAAAAAUAACUUAUACUUUUUUUGAAACUUUAUUUUAUCAUAUUCAUCCUUGAAAUUCUAGUUAUUCAUGAAAAUGUUAUUAUUAUUAUUUUCGAAAAUAAUGCUUUUACCUUACUAUCCUCAUCUUCACCAAAUAUUUACAACUUUGUCAUUGACAUCAAUAUCUCAACCACCAAUGAACUACCAAAUUGAGAGUGUUAAUGCCCUAAAGUUUCGAUUUUUUCUCAUUUUUUCUCAUUUUCUAUCCACACAAACCACAUAUCGUACACUUUCUCUCAAAUUUCAUCAAAAAAAAACUGAAGAUUUUGAUUACAAAUUAUGUAAGGUUCAUAAGCUCACGAUUCUUGGUGAUUAACAAGUAGGUAUCUAUUCUCUUGAUGUUCUGGGUGAUUGGAGAAACUACGCAAGUCAUCUCACGAGUUCAAGGUAUGAAAUCGCGAACCAUAUUUUGUUUUUCAGAUCUGUUCGACGAAGAAGUCGUCUGGUCAAUGCAUAGGUUAGUUUUGCAAUUGACCUUUUGUGUGUGUUUUAAUAUAAAACUUCCCUAAAAGUCUUCUAACUUUCCUUUGUAAACAAUUUUUUUUGAAAUUCCCAGUUCUCGGAUAAACAUGUUACUUUUAUUGAUCGAAGUUGAUCAGAAAUUUGACUUUUUGUAGAAGACUUCCUAAGAAGUCUUCUUGGAAAAAACUUCUACAUAAGUCUUUUGAAAGUCUUCCCUAAAUCUUCUCAAUGCCGAAAGAUAUCUGCGUGGGUUACUUUUGUAAUUGAAAAAUAAUAGUAUAACAUUUAAUAUCAAUGAGAAAACUUCUUUAAAAGUCUUCUCGAGUUUGAUUAUGGGUUUUGGUCACAUCUUUGCCCGCGAGAGAAGACUUCUAGAGAAGUCAUCCUACAGAAGAUUUCUAAAGAGACCUUCUCUCGAAAAGUAAAAUAUAGUCAAUGCAAAAGUAAGCCAGCAGACUUUUUGCAACAUCCAGAAGACUUAGAGAAGACUUCUUUUAAAGUAUUCUCCAGGUAGACUUCUCCAGAAGUCUUCUAAAAAAAUUCAAAUUCUAACCAACUUCGGUCAAAUUCAAAAGUAACUUGUUUAUCCAGAGAAGACUUCUUUGGGAAUUUCGAAAAAAAAAUUCAAUUUCAAAAGUAAGCCAAUAUUUAUAAAGGAAGACUUCUGAAGAUGUCUUCUGUAGAGUAGACUUCUUAAGAAGUCUUCCUUCGUAAAUUUGCAAUUGCAAAAAUUACCUAAACAGAAGACUUCUUUGAAGUCUAUACAGAGACUUCUUUUAAAGUCUUCUGUGGAUGACCUCCAAAGAAGUCUUCUACAAAAAUCUUUAUUAAACUUCAAAUUUAUCCAAAAUUAAAAUGAAUUUUUAAUAUUUUCUUGCUAAUUCAUGUUUAUUAGUAAAUAUUGGGACUACUGAACCGAAUUAAUAACUUAAUUGGCGAUAAUUACGAAGUUACAAACAUUGAUAUUUAGUAAUGUUUCUAGCUAAACGUAGAAGUCUUCUUUAAGUCUUCGUCAUAAGUGUUAACUUUCAAAAGUGUUAAGUAAAUUCAAGAAUAUCAAGUCUUGUGGUUUAAUGUGUCUUUUUAGAGCAUAAGAUAUAAUUUUUAACUUACCUGAAAUUUAAAAAAAAAUCAACUUUCACUUAAAAUUCAAGUUUGAUCUUUUGUGAAUUUGACUAAGUUUUUUUAAAGUCUUCUCUCUUAGUUUUAGUAAAUUUGACUAUGUUUUGUGUUGUUGUGUUUUGUUAUGAGUGUGUAGAAUGGUUAAAAAACAUUGUGGUAUGUUGUAUCAAUAACUUCAAAAAUGUCAAGUACUUUUAGCAAAACAUGAACAUAUUUAGCAAAUUCUUUUGAUUAACAUUUCCUUAAGUUUACAAAAGAAUUCACAACUAAAUAGUGCACAUACAAAUCAUAAAACAGACCAUAAACAAAACUAUUACACAUGAAACUUGAUACCAUUCUUCAACAUAGAUAAGCUUGGACUCCACUUUACUUCAUUCCUUUAUGCCACUUUGGACAGAAGACUUCCCGGAGACUUCGUGGGAAGUCUUCUAGCAUAAAAUAUAUUAGAAGACUUCUCAAGAAGUCUGCUAAGAGUUUUCCGAGAGUUUAUGAGUCUGCCAAGAGUCUUCUGAGAGUUUUUGAGAGUCUUCCAAGAGUCUUCUGAGAAAUCUUCCAAAGUCUAACUCAUAUCUGAAAAAUCUGCAUAUUCAAACUUUAAUGUAUUUUUUGCUAGAAGACGUCCAACGAAGUCUUCCGAGAGUCUUCCAAGAAUCUUUUGAGAAGUUUUCCAAAGUCUGAUUUAGAUCUGAAAAUUUUAUAUACUCAAAAGCAUUAAAAUAGCUUCAAAACAGAGAAAACUUCAAAAACACUUUUUUACGCUUAAUAAUAAACAAAAAAUUAUCACAUUAGGUUGAAUUUAUAAAUUUUUAGAAUCCAAUAUAUAAAACACAAAAAUACAUAUUCAAAAUUUGUACCACUUUGGACAUAAGAUUUCGUGGGAAGUCUUCUAGUAUAAAAUGCAUUAGAAGACUUGUCUAGAAGUCUUCCGAGAGUCUUCUCAGAAGUCUUUCAAAGUCAGUCCCAUAUCUGAAAGACAUGCAAAUUCAAAAACAUUCAAAUGACUUCAAAACAGAUAAAAACUUCAAAAAUAUAAUUUUAUGCUUAAAUAAUAAACAAAACAGUCACAAUAGGUUGAAUCUAUAGCUUUUUAGAAUAUAAUAUAUAAAACACAAAAUAAUACGUAUCCAACAUUUAUAGAUCUACCUUUGAAUGAGUGAAAGAUGAGAACCAUGUAAUGAAAAACAUGUAAAAAUAAGAUAAAUUAGUGAGAAGACAUAAGAAAAAAAUUGAGAAAUGGAUUUAAAUUUGGUGUUUUGAUGUUCAAAGAGAUUAGAGAGAGGUUGGAGAGUGUUAGAGUGAGAAACAUUACAUUUUUGUUACAGCUAUUUGAGAGGAAGAAAAAUAAUAUGUAAAUUUUCUUUAUAUAUAGAGACAAAAAUUUCAAUUAGGUUAAAAGUUUUCUAAGAGAAGACUUCUUGGGAAGUCUUUUAGCUCCUAAAUUCAAAUACAUGAGAAGACUUCUAGAAGAGUUCUGGAAGACUUCGCUUUAGGCGAGAAACCUAUAUUCUACUAAAAUUUAGGCGGGAAACCUAAAUUCUACUAAAUUUAGGCGGGAAUACGUCAGAAGACUUCUUGGAAAGUCUUCUUGUGAAGUCUUCUGAAAGUCUUCUAAACCAUAACCUAAUUAAAUAACUAACUAAAUAGCAAAUACUAAUUCAUUAAACUUAUAAUCAACUUAUAAAGUGUUAAAUAUACACAAAACUAAACACAUGGAGGUCAAAACAAGUUUUUUAAAGUUAAGAUUCCAAAAUCUAAUCCUAAAAAUACCAACAAUACUAUAACAUAUGUUACCAAACCCUAAACUAAAUGUUAUCAUGACUAAUUAUAUUCACUCAUCUAUGUUAAAAAUAAUUCAAAUUUAGUAAAACUAAAUUUCUAUCGUUUUGAAAUGUUUAUUAAUACAUGAUUUCUAUUUUUUUCUUUCAACAUAUUUUUUAUUAAAUUUAUUAAUUAUUUUUAAGAUCUAAUACAUGAGAAGACUUUCUCUAGAAGACUUCUGGAAGACUUCGAUUUAGGCAGAAAACCUAAAUUUUCUAAAUUUAGGCGGGACCCUAAAUUCUACUAAAAUAUAGGCGGGAUAUGUCAGAAGACUUCUUGGGAAGUUUUCUGUGAGUCUUCCAGACCCUAUAAUCAAAUAACUAAGAAAAAACGUUUUCUUAACUUUUAAGAUGUUUAGAAAGUGUUUAAAUCAAGUUAUUAGAUAGUCAUUGAUCACAUAUAGGUCAAAAAAAAUUUUUUUUUAAAACAUGAGAUUUCAAAAUCUAACCCUAAAAAUACUAACAAUACUACAACAUAUGUUACCAUACCCUAAACCAAAGAAUAUCAUGACUCAAUCUACAUUUACUCAUCUAUGCUAAAAAUAAUACAAUUUCAGUAAAACUAAAUUUCCAUCUUUUGGAAAUGUUUAUUAAUACAUGAUUUUGACUUUUUCCCUUUUAAAAUAUUUUUAUAAAAUUAUUAAUUACUUUUAAGAUCUAAUUCAUAAGAAGACUUUCUCCGGAAGACUCCUAGAUGACUUAUGAAAGACUUUGAUUUAGGCGGAAAACCUACAUUUUUCCAAAAUUUAGGCGAGAACCGUAAAUUCUAUUAAAUUUUAGGCAGAAUGUGUCGGGAGACUUCUUUUUAAGUCUUCUGUGAGUCUUCCAGACCCUAAAAUUAAUUAACUAUGCAAAAAACACUUUCUUAAACUUAAAAAAAACUUAAAAAAUGCUUAAAUCAAGCUAUUAGAUACUUACUUAACAUAUAUGAGUCAAUUUGAAAAAAAAAUGAAGGUAAAAUUUCAUAAUCUAACCCUAAAUACACAUACAAUACUAUAACAUAUGUUACCAAACCCUAAACCAAUGACUUAUGAGCCAAUAUACAUUCACUCAUCUAUGUUGAAAAUAAUUCAAUUGAGAAAUAUUUAUUAUUACAUGAUUUCAAUUUUUUACCCAUCAAAAUAUUUUUAUAAAAUUAUAAAUAUAUUUUUAAGAUCUACUGAACAAAAAGACUUACAAAGAAGUCAUCAUAGAGAAUACUUCUUUGUAAGUCUUUUUAACGGAUGGUUCUAAUGAUAAAACUGAAUACAUGUUUUUUCUUUGUUCAUAAGAGACUGUUGUAAUUUUACUAGGUUUUUGAGUUACUUUUGCAUUUGAUUGAAUUUGGGGUACACUUUUGUAUUCAAAAUCAAGUUUUGAGUCAUUUUUGGCAAAUCCUCAAAAAUUUAAUUGUUAAUUUAAUAUAUAUGAUUUUAUGUUAAUUUAAAAUUGUUAGGAGGCGCUUCCCAAGUACGCAAAACUAGCUUUUUUGUCAACUCAUGUUAGAGCAGCAUUAGUGGUAGUAUGAGGAAGAGUCUCUCAGCAUUAGUUCAAUAAAACAACUAGACAAAAGAGGAGAGAGGGAGCGGAAAGUAAGAGAGAGAGAGGGAAACGAUUCUUCUCUGAGAGAUGUUUUUAAGAGUGUGAGAGCUUUUUCUACAAGGUGUCAGCACAUAAUUAGUUUAGGGCUUUUCUAUUUAAAUUUUAGUUAAAAUGCUAAAUUAUAUUAUUAUUUUAUGUUUAACAGAAGAGUUGAGAAACCACAUUGCUGCUGAUGAUCUUAAAAGCAAGGUGGAGGAAGUGGACAAGUAGGCAAAAGCUUCUUCGCUAUUAUUCCCUGAAGAGAUGUUAUAUUCCUUUCUAGGAAGUAUUGUUCCUAUUUUUUUUUUUUUCUGAAACUUGUUCCUAUUGUGUUUACUUUUUGGUUUUUACAUCUUUCUGAACUGUUUUGUUUUUUUACAGCAAAUAAAAAUGCAAUUUCUCAAAACUCAACAUCUUCGUCUCUCACUAAGUCCAUGCUUACUGUUGUUAUGAGAUAUGUCUGAACAACACUUGAAGCAUUUUCGAAGUGCCGUCUUCUUUGAUGUGAUGUAGCUUCUGAAGCGAACGUACGUAGCCCAUUUUGCAGAUGUAAGCUCUGGUCUCUAUAUAGAAAUUAGGCAAUUGUUUGCUUUAGACCCCUAAAUUGAACAAGCACAAGGUGCUCCAUCUAUUUUUAUACUUUGUUACAAUCUUUAGCAUGCUAAGCAACAACAAUGGUUGAGAUCAGGGGCGGAGGUAGUGAAGGAGGUGUGGGGUCAACUGACCCCACUACUUUUUUAAAAAAUAUUUCUUUUUUAUUUAAGAAAAUCUGUACUAACCUCAUAAAAAAAGAAAAUUUGACCCCACUAAAAAUAUAACUUCACAAAAAUAAUCACAAAACAUUAAAGAUUGAAAAUAAUUUAAAACUAUAUAAAUAAUAUGUUUAUUUUAUUUGUGAAACAUUUGAUUUAUAUUAAUUUUAGCUUAAAUUUCAAUAAACAUGUUUUUUAUAUUAAAUGUUAGUUACAUAUUUCAAUAAAACCCAAAUUGUUUUAGGUCCAAUAAUUAUUAUUUUUUUUGAAAUUAAUGAGUGAAUUUGAAAAAAAGUGAUUUGUGCUUCUUUUUUGGACAAACGCAAAAAGAAAGAACUCUCAUGUUACCCAAAGUUUUCUAUUUUUUUUUUGUUAUACACUCUCCUCUUUAUUUUACCAAACUAGAAAUGAUUAUGAUUAACUAAUUCAAUAAAAAUGUUUAAGGUUUAUAUUCAUGAUCUGAGUAUUUUUUAAAACUAAUUUUGUUUUUACAAGUAGAUUAAUCUUUAAAAUUUACCAGUUAACUAAUGGAUCAGUUUCUGAAUCGGCGAAAAAAUAUCAGCAAGUGAAAAUUGUCAAAAAAUAGUAUUACAAUAUCGCAGUAGUAAUGAGUACCUAAAAUUGUUCUGAUUUGUUUUAUCGAAAAUAUUUUAAAUUGUAGUAAAUAAUUAUGAUAAACAAGUUUUAAAAUAUGAAUGAUCAUAGAAUAUAUUUAUAGUUUUUUGUGGUUAUAAAUUAUGUAUUUGGAAAAAAAAAUUUGACCCGGUUACAAAAAAUUUCUGGCUCCGCCACUGGUUGAGAUCAUGGUGUCUGCCGCCAAAAACUGAAGCUAGAACUUUUGACUUGAUCAAAGUACUGCGAGCACCAAUAGCACAUGAACUUUUGACUUGAUCAUUACUUUCUUUUUUCCGGGUUCUUUAACACAGUGGCUCACAAACAAUAUUUACCACAGCUUGAGCCUUGAGGAUUGAGCUAUGAAUUCAGUUCCACCUUCAAGGAAAACUUCAAAAGGACCUUGAAAAAAAAACACUUGAAAGCGGAUAAUCUCUUUUUUUUUUGUCAUCAAGUAAUAUAGAAGUUUAUAAGAUUACAUGUCUAACUAAAAAGUCUGUCAAGAUCGAGUUCCUCUAAAUAUCGGAAACAAAAUUUUAUUGUGACUGAGAUUAUAUUGUUUCGGCAAAGUUGAGCAAGUUUUUUACGUAUUCAAAUAAUUAAAUUCUAAACUUUAUAAAGCUAAAAAUAUAUCAAGUUUUUAAAAAAUUUAAAAUUUCUUAAGGUUCGAAUUUUCUUUUUGAGUAUCCCAGCUGAAAAAUAUUUAUUUUCUAAUUUUAACUUUAAUUUUUUUAUUAUAUUUAUUUUUGGUUUUUAUUUAUUAAAAACUGUUACAUCAUCGGACUUUUUACCCGUGAAUGAAUAGUUUAGUUAUAAUUUUGACUUGAUAAACUGUUACAUCAUCGGUUGAGGUUUUAAAUUUUUAUAUUUUGGUUUUAUUUUCAUUGAAUAAUUUUUUUUUCAUUUCAUGAGAACUUAAUUUUUCGUUUUAUGAUUUCAUUUAUAGGUUUUCUUUCUAUCAAUAACAACGUUUACCAUUCGUUUGAUUUUGAAUGAUCAUGUUUGAUGUUUUUUUCUUAUUUUUGAAUUGAUUUUACUUAUGUUUUGUUUAUAAAAUAGGUACAAAUCAAGUACUUUAAACCCGAAGAACCGAUUGUACUUAUGUUUUGGUUACAAAAUAGGUAUAAAUCAAUUACUUUAAAACCAAAUAACCGGUUGGAACCCAAAACCCGAAAGUACACCGGGUUGUACCGGUUCUUUGAAGAUUUACUAACCCCGACCCGAACCCGAUAAAACCCGAACCGGUCCCGAACCAAACUUUUAUAUAAUCCGAAUGGGGUUGAUUUUGAUAAACCCGAAAAACCGAGAUCCAAUUGGACAAAACCGAAACCCGAUUGUGACCCGAAUGCCCAUGCCUAUGUUAGUCAAAAUAAAAAUCAGUUUUGCUAUGUAUGUCACAUCGGUGCCCUGGCCAGACAGCAACCAAUUUUUUUUAUUGCAUCUCCCAUUGAUUUUUGGUGAAUUGACACCUUCGCCAUGAGCAGCAGCAUUACUCAUAGCAUUGUGUGAGUUUAAGCACACCUAUUUUGAACAAAAAGUUGGGUUCUCCUGCAAACAUUUGAGAAAUACGAAAACUACAAAACAUACUAAUAAUGCUUAAGUGGAUACAUGGUAAACCGAAUUCGUACACCUAACAUACCGAUUAUGAUACAUGGUAAGCCGAGAUAUCUCUGCACUAGUUUUUAAAACCCGAAAAUAAGUCAGAUUUUCCUGCAUCCGCUAUGACUUAUAAAUACAAACAAAAAUCUUGACAAACAUAAUAUUUUACGCGUAAUGUGCAACAGAAUAUUAGAAUAAAAAAAACCUGUCAUAUCGAACAGAAGUGUCGUGUUCACUUGUGUGCGUAUUAUACCCUUAUUCAUCACAGUUUGUAUACACAUUCAUAAGAUCAAUAACAUUCACUUUUCAUACUAAAAUCAUCAAUAUAUAGUCGUCUAUAAGUUAUUUUUUGAAACGUCAAUACAAACCGUAACUCUAAUUUCAGAGUGGAUUUUAAGAUCAAUCAAAGACAUCAUUGAUUCUAAUCUUUGGCCGGUCGUAUAUUAUGAAAAAUUCAUUUCAAAGUUCUUAAUUUAAUUAAUAUAGCAAACCCAUAAUAUAUGUCUCUCUCAAAUAGAAGAAACUAAUAUGCACCAAAAGAUCAGCUAUAGUUCUUUCUUACGACCUGCUAACGACUUCAGACUCGUAUAAAGUUGAUUUAUAUGAUACCUUAGGCAAUAUAGUCUGAAGUUAUUGUAUUUAUGGGGCUUGUGAAUCGAGUUUCUAUUCUUUUUAUAAAGUGAAUAAUAUUAGUUUUGAUACAUGUGGAAGCGUCUUUCUUCAUGCUUUACGUAAGGACCAACUUCGCAACUCACUUUUAUUAUGUUUGAAUGUAACAAAAAAGAUUAGUGCUGAAACUCUUUUUUCAUAUUAAAUCUUGACCAAAUAUAAUAUCUAAUCUUAACCUUUAAAUGAAUUACGAGAUAAACUCUUUAUUUGAGCCAGACACUAGAAGUUGGUCUUUUCAAUAAACACAAAAGCCAAUUUGUGUAAAUUGAUAUCAACUCCGUAUCUUCACAGAAGCUAUAUAUUUCUGUUAUUUUUUUUAGAGUAAUUACCUAGACUAACUCACAUUCAUCUUAAAAUUACUACAAUAACUCAUAUUAAAAUUAAAUUACUAGACUAAAAUGAGGGAUAAGCAAAAGUACUAAAAGCCCAUUACUAAUUUGAUUAACUACAAAAUUGCCACUAAAAAAAAAAAGUAAAACAUAUCGACAAAAAAAAAAGAGAAAAAUAGAAACAAACCUUUUCUUUCUUCCUCUCACGACGACAUCUACUUCUCCGUCGUCUGAGUUCUCUGUCACAGCCAUCGUCGUCAAGACCUCUGCCACAGCCGCCGUCGACAACUCCUCUGUCACAACUGCCGUCGACAACUCCUCCUUCACAGCCGUGGUCGACACCUCCUCCUCAAGUCGCAAUCGGCUUUGAUUUGGGUAGGAGAUGAAUCCCAAUUUCAACUGUACGGUUUCUUCUUCGGAUAUAAGAAAGUAUCCUCGUCGUUUGUAUGAGGUUGGGAAAACCCCAGUUCAGAGUAGGAGCAUGAACCAUAGUUGUUAUCUCUCCAACAUUCAAACCGUGAGAGAAGAACUUGGGGAAGAUGUUUGGUCUGAGUUGAGGGAAUCAGCUAUUGGAGUUAUUGUGAAGCUGAAAGAGCUGCCUUAUAUUUGGUCUGCGAAAGUUGUUCACCAUUUUCUUGCCAAUCAAUUGGCAAUUGAGAGCAGUCAUGAGAUUUGGUCUUUGAUAGAUGAUUCUAUGCCAUUGCGUUUCUCUUUGUAUGAGUUUGGAGAGAUUACAGGUCUGAAUUGUGAUCCUUUCGACAAGCAUGACGUUUGGGAUGUUGACCAUCAAGAGUUUUGGCUGGAGAUGAACGUUCCGACAUCAGAUGGACCUACAUUGCUAGAGUUGCAAGCCAUAUUGCCGAUUUGCAGAAACUGGCCUCGAGAGAAGCGAGUGAUGAUUGGUUUGCUGUGUCUGCUAUCCAUUGGCAUAUUUGGCAUUUCAAGCAACAGCAGAAUUCCUUUGCAUUGUGCUAAAAGGGUGAUGGACACUGCAGCUUUCCAGCGAUAUCCAUGGGGCCGUAUUGGAUUUAGCAGCCUUGUCGAUUCCAUUAAAGUACUCACAUAUGAAGCAGAGAAGAGUUACACACUUCACGGCUGUGUUCAUGUGCUGUUAAUAUGGGUUUAUGAGUCUGUCCCUGGUUUAGGAGAAAUAUAUGGGAAUCGGAUUGAUGGAGCUGAUGUUCCUCUUCUGUCAUGGAAGGGAUCUCGUACGCGUAUAAAUUUCUCAGAUUUUUGUGCCCAAGAAAAGAAAAAAUAUCCAAAGGUUCGUGUGAGGCAUAUGAUUAUGAAGCCAGUGGAGGAUAUAUAUCCGAAGUGGGACAAUGAUAAAAUCUAUACUGAUCUGGACAACAUGAUAAAAGACAUCCUUAAUGGUCAGCUAAAUGAGAAGUUUUGGGAUGCAGUGCCCACUACCAAAUGCCAGAAGAGAAAAAAUGGUGUUGCCGCAUCUGUUGUUCCAAACCAGAGGCCUUCUACUAUGCGAAGAAAAGACAAAGAACCUGCUGAUGGAAGUGAAGCAUCUGAUAUGGCUGCAGCUCACAACGUUGCCAUAAGUGGGUUAGCUGAGUUGGUUAAAAUCCUCACUGCGAAAAUGGAAGGCAUCGAUGAUAGUGUAGCUGACAAGGUUACUAAAGCAUUAGAUGCUACUAUUGACUCUAAGGUGGAAGCAAGAGUGCGAGCAUAUGAGUCUGACUUACGGAAUCAGAUUGCAAAAUUGGAGGCACAAAUAAAUGAUAGUAAAAACAACGCUGAUUUGAACAUUGCUCCUGAUGUCGCCACCUCCAAAGCGUAUGAGGAUGAGGAAGAUGGUGCUUGUAGCAAUGACUUGUCAUGGAUUGUUCAGAAGAAGAUCAAUUCACAAGAUGGACUGCCAGUUGAUUGUGUUGUGAAGAAGGAGAAAAAAGAUAAGAAGACGAUGGAUAGCACACAGAAUCUUACGACUGAAGUGGUGAUAAAGACUGGGAAGAAAGCUGGAAUUCCACCAACAAGAGUUAAGCAAGAGAAGGCCUUCGAGAUCCCACAGCUAAAUGAUGAAUCCAUAUCUUCAAAAGAUUUGGAAAAUCAUCUACUGUGGGAGAAGAGUGUAAAAUGUAGGGCGGUGUUGGAAGCACUUGCUUCAAAUUUGAAAGAGCCUACACGCAGACGCAAGCCUCAGUUGACAAAGACUCAAGUUUGGCCGUUUGUUGGAAAUUCAACAGUGAAGCGUAUUAUAAGUGGUGAGAAAGUCUCCAAGGAACCUUAUGACCCAUUAGCUAAGGUGGAGGCAGAGAAACUGCAGAAAGUUUUGGACUUCAUCAACUCUGAUUUGGAAGCAAAGGAGCCUGGUGUUGGAGAUGAAAGUGCUGGAUUUUUCUUGAAGUUAUUGAUCCCUAGGGAUGAUUGGCCAACAAAAGACUACGGCUGGUUGAAUGACUCCCACAUUGCAGCAGCAAUGCUUAUGUUUCACAGACGGUCCAGGCAAGAACAGUCUCCAUAUUCCUCUUCUCGAAUUGCAUUUCUGUCUCACUGGUUUGUGAACUCAUGGGUGAACGACUACAAGAGCUGGGACCAGAACACUGAGUUGUCAGAAAUGUACACCAAGGCUUUUAAUGGAGAACACCCGGCUGAUUUUGUCACAGGUAAUAAGUGGAUUGCAGACGUCGACGAUCUUUUCCUCUGCCACCAUGUUAAUGGAGAUCACUGGGUUGCUCUACGCAUCGAGCUGCUUAAGGGGAAAAUUCAUGUCUAUGAUAGUAUUUGCACACAUGUGAGUGAUAAGGAGAUGAAAGAGGCAUGCCGGCCUUUCAUGAGAAUGAUACCAGCAUUGCUUAACAAGAUGGUGCCUGCUAAAACGAGAACGAAAAGUGGAAAGCAGUUCGGUUAUAUUAGGCACAAGAAGAUCCCCCAAAAUGAGAACCCGGGAGAUUGCGGUGUGUACUCUUUGAUGUACAUUGAAUGUCUAGCUCUUGGACGUAACUUUGAUGGCUUGAAUGAUCAGAUUAUAACACAAUUGCGCUUGAAGUUGGCAGGAGAUAUUUAUGAGGAGGUGACUAAGACAGCCGAAUAGUUUGGUUUCUAGCUUUAGAGAUGUAACUUGAUGUUUUUUUGGUUUUAGACGGAUGUAUAAUUUGAUGGUUUUUGGCUUUAGCGGAUGUAUAACUUGAUGGUUUUUGGCUUUAGCGGAUUUAUAACUUGUUUGGUU
Brassica rapa (field mustard) is the source of this 13502-nucleotide messenger RNA. RefSeq lists its product as uncharacterized. Lineage: Eukaryota; Viridiplantae; Streptophyta; Magnoliopsida; Brassicales; Brassicaceae. Gene Ontology annotation, molecular function: cysteine-type peptidase activity. The record is from RefSeq and is a predicted model, not a curated record. Gene Ontology annotation, biological process: proteolysis.